AUGGCCGGAACCACGGCAGACGAUCUGGAACGACUUUGGACCAACUUCACCAACGAGACGUUUCAUAGUGAAACCCCUAAGAAAUUCCACGAGUACCCCGCCGGGUCAAUCACCGUGUUUGAUUGCGACGCCAGCUGUACAGAUGUGACCUUUGUGCAGGCAGGGAAGGUGCUGUUGACGAAACGGGGUCCUGGGCAUCUCUCAAAAGUGCCAAAUGAUAUCAAUAUCUUUGCACGGAAUGGAAUAACGAAAGGAUCUUGA
Molecule: messenger RNA, 261 nt
Organism: Fusarium mangiferae
Lineage: Eukaryota; Fungi; Ascomycota; Sordariomycetes; Hypocreales; Nectriaceae
Exons: 2
Coding region: 1-261 (86 amino acids)
Source: RefSeq, a predicted model, not a curated record